GAACCAUGAACCAUGAAAUUGAAUGACAAACAUGGCGCCCACCGCGGCUGUCUGCUAUGCUUUCGUGCUUAUAUUUGUCCUGUCCUUCAUUUCUUUCGGAAAUUCCGCGAAUGGAUAUUAUGCAUCCGCAAAAGUCGAGAGCUGUAGCGGUUGCUCGCUAAACCGGCUACCAGAUGUCAGGCAGUUCAUCUUCGAGGAUCUGCCACAAUACGAUAAUGUGGAAUUCAAACAAAUCCAGGGUGCAAUCCCAGAGCUUGUACUUUUCAACAAGCAUGAAGAGGAAGUGGAGAGACUAGUGCUAUCCAAGUUGACUCGGGAAGAGUGCAAUAAUUUAUUAGUUUCCAAAGGUUUCACCAAGAAGUAUAAGGAUAACAAGGACGAGAUGUAAAAGCUCCAAUUGAUAUAUAUAUAUAUAUAUAUAUAUAUAUAUUUCAGAUGUAGCUCAUUGAAACUGGUCAAAAAUAACUUAAGAGAAACUUAAGAGAACUUAAGGAACUUAAAAGAAAAGUUAUUCUUAAAAAGCCAUUUACACUAAAGUCGAAAAAUCUAAACAUAGAGAAUAGCAAGCAAAAAAUGGUACCUUAGAUACAAGAAUAACUUUGAAAUGUAUCUUGAAAUUGUAUAGUACAUAUAUUUUUAACUUAAUAA
Molecule: messenger RNA, 648 nt
Organism: Harpegnathos saltator (Jerdon's jumping ant)
Lineage: Eukaryota; Metazoa; Arthropoda; Insecta; Hymenoptera; Formicidae
Product: selenoprotein M-like
Exons: 4
Coding region: 23-388 (121 amino acids)
Cellular component (GO): endoplasmic reticulum lumen
Molecular function (GO): oxidoreductase activity
Source: RefSeq, a predicted model, not a curated record